Molecule: messenger RNA, 1090 nt
Organism: Bufo bufo (common toad)
Lineage: Eukaryota; Metazoa; Chordata; Amphibia; Anura; Bufonidae
Gene: RGS16
Product: regulator of G protein signaling 16
Exons: 4
Coding region: 113-688 (191 amino acids)
Source: RefSeq, a predicted model, not a curated record
AUCAUGUACUAGGGAUUUACAGGGACUAGUCUCAAUAGGACCACAGGGUAACAUUCAGCGGCCAGCCGUCACUAAGGAGACUCUGAGAGAGACCUGUGCCCUGCAGAGGACAAUGAUGUACCUGAAUUCCUUUAAUCCGGAUGCCUUUAUAUGCGACAAGGCGAAGGAGCUAAGAUCGUCCAUUGGCACCUUCAUUCACAAAGUAGACGUCGGGCACAAGCUCGUGCCCUCCAGCUUCUGCAAGAAGAAAGACAAUCACAGAAACUGCAUGAAAGAAGCCAUGAAAUGGAAAGAAUCCUUCACCCAGCUGCUUAAUAGUAAAGAUGGGCUGUCGGCCUUUCGCACCUUCCUCAAGACAGAAUUCAGCGAGGAGAACUUGGAGUUCUGGAUAGCCUGUGAAGACUACAAAAAGACGCCUUCUGUGAGCAAACUUCCUGGCAAGGCUCAGUGCAUAUUUCAGGAAUUCCUCCAGACUGGAGCCCCGCGAGAGGUCAAUAUCGAUCACCAGACCAGAGAAUUCACUCGUCAGCAAGUAGAGGUCGCCUGUCGCAGCUGUUUUGACGCAGCGCAAGAACAAACUAGAACACUAAUGGAGAAGGACUCCUACCCUCGCUUUCUAAAAUCCCCCCAGUACCAGCAACUACUGACGCAGUCAACUUUUAGGAAAUUAAAAUUAACCUUCACAUGAAGGGGGACGAACAACGCAACAGAAGUGACAUCACAGAGAUACUGAGCUCAGAUUGACCUAGAGUCUUGGUACAUGAAAUCAUCCCAUACCACGCAUUUUGGACACUGGGUAUUGACUGAAGAUUGAAGGCUUCAAAGUAGAGUCUACUGUGUUGGUGACCCGAGCAGAAGAAGACAAUGAACCCAACGGUUCUCGGAAUCCCGCGCCUCCUAGUUCUUAUCCAUGAUCCUCCAUGACGGACGGUGCUCACAAAAAACAGACGCCAUCCUGUAUUUGCACCUGGGAUAUUUGCAGGACUGACUCCAUCUUCUCCCGGAGACUUGAAGUCUCCUUUUGAUCCCUAUCUUUUGUGUUCAUGCAUGUACAUUGUGUCUGGACUGCUAAGUGCCACAGCGGUAGUUU